AGCGAUCUACCCUACAUGAUGCCAUGGCCAGCUUCGCGGGAUGGUGCGUGUAUGUUAUGAUUCUGAUUUAGCGGUUGAUGAUAUGCUCCUGCGGGAGCAUACAAUCUUUAGAUAUUAAACCUUUCGCUUCUAAUCGUAAAAGUGCUUCCCCGCGACUUUUGACGCGAUGUAAAUCCUUCGGUGUUUUUCUCUCUCUAAAGUGAUCGCUUUCUCGUCAUUUCGGAGGCCUCUCUCUCUCUAACGCCAUCUCUCUCUCUCUCUAAAUCUCAACAAUCCUUGUUUGGUCUAUUGAGGAAUUCAUUGUUCUGAAACGACAUGGAGGAGCCUCCUCCCUUCCAGGAAGCCUCACGCUGUGACGUCUGCAAAUGCAGCUUCAAUACUUUCAGGCGCAGACACCAUUGCCGCUGCUGCGGUAGGACAUUAUGCAAUGAGCAUUCAUCAAAUCAAAUGGCCUUGCCACAAUUUGGCAUAAACUCCAAUGUCAGAGUCUGCUCCAACUGCUUCAAUGGGGCUUCACGGUCGGAUAUCAAUGAAUCACAAACUACUUCAGAAGGGAUGGAUGCCACAACAAAUAUGGUUUCAAGGUUACAUAUCAGUGAAGAAGCCAUUGACGUACAAGCCGAACCAGCUAAAGAGCGCUCUCAAGUAGAUCUUCCAGAGUGCAAGUGUGGAAUGCCCUUAUGUAUAUGUGUAACUCCUGCCUCAGAUCCUACCCCUUCACAGGAUGUGAUGCAGGUCCACACCACAGUAACACCAAGAGUUCACCCAACAACAAAACCAAAGAAAGCUAUCAACAUACAAGCAACAGCAGACUCAACUGUGAAGAACAUGAAUACUGCUGUGAACAACAAACCGAGUAUGUUUUUCUCUCUUGGGCAAGCAAUUGAUGGAGACUUCGAUAAACAUUGUGCGCAAUAUGACUGUAAUGGGGAGGGGUUAAGGGAAGCGAUUAAGAAUAAUGAUGCCCAAGUGGUAAAAAAACUUCUCAGUGAGGGUGUAGAUCCAAACUAUUGUGACAGGCAAGGAAUGUCACUGCUACACCUGGCUGCCCUUUUCAAUCACACUGAAAUCACAUUCAUCCUCAUGGACCAUGGAGCAAGCACAGAGCGUAAGAAUGCACAGGGGGAAACACCAGUAGAUUGUGCACCUACAAUGUUGCAGUACAAGAUGCGGAAGAAGUUGGAGGAAGGCUCAUCGAAAUAAAUAAGUGUCCUAGCAUCUGUAUUCCAAUGUCCUUGUUAUGAGAGAGAGAGAGAGUGAGAGUGAGAGAGAUGCUGAUAAUCAUUUUACACAGGCUCUUUUGUAUGGAAUUUGAGUUUGUAGCAUUGGAAUUGCAUUUAUCAUUUGGUUUGCUAUUCCAGGAAGUUUAAGAUUGGAAUUUAAAUACCAGUGUGAAUAUUAUAGCACAAGCAUAUGAUAAUUUUCAAUUGCAGAGAUAU
Amborella trichopoda is the source of this 1439-nucleotide messenger RNA. Its product is annotated as Ankyrin repeat family protein. Gene Ontology annotation, molecular function: metal ion binding; phosphatidylinositol-3-phosphate binding; ubiquitin binding. Gene Ontology annotation, cellular component: ESCRT-0 complex. Lineage: Eukaryota; Viridiplantae; Streptophyta; Magnoliopsida; Amborellales; Amborellaceae. The record is from RefSeq and is a predicted model, not a curated record. Gene Ontology annotation, biological process: protein targeting to vacuole; protein transport to vacuole involved in ubiquitin-dependent protein catabolic process via the multivesicular body sorting pathway.